GCGGCGCGGAGGCCCGGGAGUGGGGGGAAUUAUUGCGAGCCUUUGUGCGGGAAAAGCCCUCGGCGGGGCAGCGCUCCCGGUGGCUUGCACAAGCGCGCGCGCGAGGGAGGGGAGAGCCGGCGCCAGGGCGCGCGCCCGGCUCGUUCGCAUGGCGGUCACGUCGAGCGAUGAGAGAGGAGACGUCAAAAGAGCCUUAUGAAUAUUGAUGCGGAGGCUCGGCUGCUUCGGUAAAGGAGCAGAAGGAAGCAAGAUGGCCGCCUUUUAGGAUUGGGCAGAAGGGAGACCGGCUGGAUUGCGCGAGGCGGAGGGGACUCCUGGAAAGAGAUACGAUAAAAGGGCAGCCUUGUGGAUGGCCCUAAAAUAGGCCAGAUGGAACAGGAUAGAACCAGCCAUGUUGAAGAGAGUAGUUUGAGCCCAUUUCUAAUACCGCAUCCUUCUCAUGUUUGCCAGGCAGACCCUUUGUCAGUGAAGCUGCAGAAUGGAAACCCGUUAGCAGAGAAGACCCACGACGAGGUCAAUGGCAACCACUCGUGCCUGCAUUUCAAGACCAACCUUGCAACGAAGCAUGCCACAAAAGGAAGUGUAAAUAAUCGAAUAAGCCCGGACCUUCUGCAGGAAAAGAGAGAUUGUGCCAGGUAUAUGCAAAAUGGUGGAAUAAAACGCACUUUUAGUGAACCUUCUCUGUAUGUGCUCCACCAGAACAAGAAACUGAGACAAGAUGAAGACACAAGAGAAGGAAAAGAGUCCUCUUUAGGCAGCAGUGAUCCACCAGACGCUUCUAAUUCCUGCAGCGAGAACGACUUGGCGGAUUUUGCAGAAGAAAAAAAUGCAGCUUCAGUUCUUAUACAGUCUUCAAGAUACAACUCUGGUGCUUCAGAAACUCCACAAGUCCCCCAGGUUCAGAAUGACCUGGAGAACAAAAAUAUUAAUUGCCACAAUGGGGACACUGCCUUGUUAUACGAGAACAAGGCAAUGCCAAUGUGUAAUGGUGCUACCGUUUCCGCCUCUCCUGUGGAAAACGUGCGUGGUGAACUUCUGGAGAAAACACUGUCUCAGUAUAAUCCAGACCACGUUUCCAUUGCGAUGCAGAAUACGACGUCUCUCAGAAAUGCCAUAAACACUCGGGCUGCUAAUGAGUUGGCCUGUGGGGCACCACAUUCAUCCCAUACCUCAGGGCAGAUCAGCUCCCCACAGACCUCAAACUCUGAGCUGCCUCAGGUGCUAACUGCCGUGGCUGCUGAGGUCCACUGUACAGAAAACUCCAAUAAAACACUGAUAUUGCCAGCAUGCUACACGUUUCAGAACCCAGAACUACAGUUGCCGCAACAAAAUUCUGCAGAUGCGCAUCAGUCCCCUGGUGAGGACACGGGUGUCCCAGAAAGCGCGGAGCAAGGUCCCGGCCAGAAUUUCUCAUUACUCAAUCAGGAUUUCUCACUAAAUCCCAGCAACAAUCUGAAAGGUGCAAACCGCAGCUCAGAGAUAUUGCCUGAGCCAGCAGAAGACAAUGGUGCUUUGUUUCAGCAACACUCCAUGUUCAAGAAAGAUUCUUUCAGUCCACCUCCUGGGGCAGCGUCAUCCUCAGCUUCAGAAAUAAGCAAUAUUCUGGCCAUCGGGGCUACAGACGGGCCUAAUUCUUAUGAGGCUGGAAGAAAUUUAAAGGAAGAAAUUCGUUUGAGGGAAGAAGAGAAUAUAGAACAGCAACACCAGCAAGGGCAGCUUGCAACCCAAAUUCCGGGCCUUCUCCAACAAGCACUUAGUUCCCAACAGGGUCUUCAAAAAGAGGUUCAGAUUCCACAACAGAUGGGCAGUGAGGCAGAUCUGGUGAGCACAGGGAUGCCAUCAGGUAUCAGGCAGCAGUAUCCAGAAGAAAUGAAGCCAAACUUGGAGCCUCAAGUUCAAGACUCAGGAAUAUUAGGAAAUAGGAAAGAGAUGCAACAACAUUAUCAACAUAUACUGGGCCAGAUUAACCAGGAGACCCUUGUUGGCAGUGAAAAGGGUCUGGCUAAAGACUGUCAGAUGCAGCCAUCACAGCCUUGUUCACAACCUCCUUGGGCAAGAAUGGCUCCCUCUCAGCUUCACCCUGCUGAUUCACCCCACAAAUCAAAUGAGGCGCUUUUGAGGACCAUGCUUCAACUCCAGUCAAAUUCGAGUGAACAGACACAUCCAAGGCAGUAUUCUGGGAGCCCUGAUAUCUCCAAAGGGCUUUUGGGGCAGCCGUGCCAGCAGAACGUUCUGCAGUAUGAACCGGUGCCCGCACUAUACAAGAAUGAGGCAACACAGCUGCCGCCUCACUUUACGGCUGACCAGCAAGUGCAGUUCCAAAAGCACUCACCACAACCUACCCACACGGACCCUCUGAUAAAGUCCCACAAACACCAACAAAACACCAAGCACUUUCACUUCCCAAGCCCAGCCGAACACUGCACUCAACAGUCUUUGGAGGCACAGUUGAAGCCGCAGCACUUGCGUUCUUCGCCAAUGGAGAAUGAACCAUUCCUACAGUCACACAUUUUGCAACAAAUGCUCCAGUCCCAGCCAACGCAGCUGCCACAGAGCACACAACUCACCUUGAACCCCCAGCAGCAAACAGUGCAAAUGAAGGCCAGAGAAGCCCCUCAGACCUUUCCCCACUCCAACAGCAAUCAAGAGCAGCAACAGGGAGGGACCCACCUGAGUCAGCUUAAAUUAGAAGACUGCUUUGAACCAGCAAGCAAUUAUUUUAAAUCGCCGGAGUUCCCCGGACAAAACCCCCAGACUAGACCAGACCGAGUAUCAAGUAUGAACAAUGAAGAUUCCCUUUAUAAUAACACUUUUAAAGCAAACACUGUCAUGAAGCAUUCCUACCCAAACAACAUGCACUUAGCAUCUGAGAAAAAAGAGCCUGGCAUGAACUCUGAACUCUUUUCAGAAAACCUAACACAUGACUUGCAGUAUAUCCAGUAUUAUCCAAAUAGCAUGACCCCCAAACAUGAUGUGCCCCAGUGCUAUCAAGAGCAAAAGCCACAGUCACCACAGACUUCAGGUGUACAGCUACCUUUCCGGCAGACCCAGGGAUAUCCUAACUUGAAUGCCAACGUGUGUGGCCAGCCUCAAAGGUACUCACCAUAUAAUCAGCAAGCGCCAUCCCACACACUAGAUCAGAGAGGGGGCCACCUUCCUUCUCAACCCCACCGGGAUUUUCAGAAGCACGCUGCACUUAGGUGGCAUAUCUUAAACAAGCAGGAACAACUCAAUCAAAACAAAUCCGAGAUGUGUGCUGGGAUGGGGAACAGAUCCAUCAAAGUGGAAGCCGGCUCCAAGCCUAAUGUCUGCCUGCGUCCAUCCGCUGUGGAAAACAAAACGUGGAAGAAAACAAUUAAGCAAGAGGUUCAGCACUUCGGUUGUGAGAGCAUGCAACAAAAAAGUAUAAUUGAAACAAUGGAGCAACAGCUGAAGCAGAUUCAGGUCAAGACGCUCUUUGAUCACAAGUCUCUUACUAUCAAAUCCCCGAAGCAUGUGAAGGUUGAAACUUCAGGUCCCGUCACUAUUCUGUCAAGAAAUUCCACCGCUGCAGAUUUCAGCAGCCACACAGCCUCUUUUGAUCAACAAGCAAUUCAUUCUAACGAAAGAACACCAACCAAGAGAACUGCUGGGACGGCUCUCAAUCAUUUUUUAGAGUCUCCUUCCAAGUUAUUCGAUACCCCUGUGAAAAACCUACUGGAUACACCUGUCAAAACCCAGUACGAUUUCCCAUCAUGUAGCUGUGUUGAGCAGAUUAUCGAAAAAGACGAAGGUCCUUUCUAUACCCACCUAGGAGCCGGUCCUAAUGUGGCUGCUAUUAGAGAAAUGAUGGAAGAACGGUAUGGACAGAAAGGCAGUGCCAUAAGAAUCGAGAGGAUUGUGUAUACCGGGAAGGAAGGAAAAAGUGCUCAAGGAUGUCCUAUUGCUAAAUGGGUGAUUCGUAGAGGUAGCACUGAAGAAAAACUGCUUUGUUUGGUGCGAGAACGUGCAGGCCAUACCUGUGAAACAGCGGUAAUAGUUGUACUGAUCUUAGUGUGGGAAGGAAUUCCACAGAGCCUGGCAGACAAGCUGUAUUCAGAACUCUCAGAGACUUUAAGGAAGUACGGCACACUCACGAACCGCCGUUGUGCUCUAAAUGAAGAACGAACUUGUGCCUGCCAAGGGCUGGACCCUGAGACGUGUGGUGCAUCUUUUUCCUUCGGUUGUUCAUGGAGUAUGUACUACAAUGGAUGCAAAUUUGCCAGAAGCAAAAUCCCAAGGAAGUUUAAAUUAUUAGGGGAUGACCCAAAAGAGGAAGAAAAACUAGAGGCCAGUUUGCAAACUCUUUCAACCCUGAUGGCACCCACUUACAAGAAGCUGGCACCUGAUGCGUAUAACAACCAGAUUGAAUAUGAACAUAGAGCUCCUGAGUGUCGUCUCGGUUUGAAAGAAGGCCGUCCAUUCUCUGGGGUCACUGCUUGCCUGGAUUUUUGUGCUCAUGCUCAUAGGGACUUGCAUAAUAUGCAGAACGGUAGCACACUGGUGUGCACACUAACCAGAGAAGACAAUCGUCAAACUGGCCAAACACCAGAAGAUGAACAACUUCAUGUGCUGCCUUUGUACAAAAUCUCUGACACAGAUGAGUUUGGAAGCACAGAAAGUCAGGAGGAGAAGAAAAGGAAUGGCAGCAUUCAGGUCCUUACUUCUUUCCGGCGAAAAGUCCGGAUGCUGGCAGAACCUGUUAAGACAUGCCGGCAAAAAAAGUUGGAAGCUAAGAGAGCAGCAACGGAGAAGCUUUCUGCAAUGGAGAAUGGGUCUAGCAAACAUGAAAGAGAGAAAUCUGCCACGGCACGUCAGAAGCAGGCCAGCUCAGAGGCUUCGAGUCAUGCUAAACAGCUAGCAGAUCUAUUACGUCUUUCAGGGCCAACGAUAUCUCAACAGCAGCUUGGUCAGCUUCCGCAUCACACCCUGCCUACCAAACCACAGACAAACCACAUCAACCCAUACUCUGCUCCAGGUCCUACAAACCUCUACAUGGGUCUGCCUGGCUCAGCAACUCCAUAUCCAAAUUCUUCACAUGCUUCGGAUCCUUAUGGAGGGUCCAACCCCAUGAAUAUCUACCCAACCUCUUCACAGUCUACAGGAGCAUAUUUGAAUUCUUCCAGUCUAAUGAAUCCCUACUCUGUCCAUUUAGGUCAAAAUAAUCAAUAUUCUCAUUACCAAUGCAAUGGGAACUUGGCUAUGGACAGCUGCCCCUCCUACUACGGUUCUUAUUCCUCUCAGCCUCAGCAUAUGGACUUGUUUAGGUAUCAGAGCCAAGACUCUCUAUCUAAACUAAGCCUACCACCAAUUCAUACAUUUUAUCAGCAUAAGUUUGGAAAUGGUCAAAACUUUGGGCCCAGAUACUUGAAUUGUGGAAACCAUAAUGUCCAAGUAGAUGCUUUCAACAGUUGUACCAUUAGACCAAACAUUCAACAUGGAGGAUCUUUUCCUCCAUACUCCACACAUGAGGUGGAUGACCAUUUUAUGGACAUUGCCUCUAGAUUGAAAUCUAAUCUAAGCAACCCAGGUAUGGACUACAUGAAUAAAAAUGGUGAUCUAUAUCCCCCUCCACACUUAACACAUGACUAUCACUCUGCUGCAGGUGUGUUCAGUGGUCCUCAUUCACUCCAUCUCCAGAACAAGAAUAAUCAAAUAGCUAAUGGGUUUCCAAACAUGCUUCCAGGUCUUAAUCAUGGUAGGACUUCUUCCCAUGAAGGCUUAAGUAAAACUGAGGUGCUCAGUCCAGAGGACCCAGAGGAGGUGUGGUCGGACAGUGAACAGAGCUUUCUGGAUUCAGAUAUUGGAGGUGUGGCGGUUGCCCCAUCCCAUGGGUCAAUUCUCAUAGAGUGUGCAAAACGUGAGCUUCAUGCAACAACUCCCCUGAAAAAUCCCAACAGGAACCAUCCCACAAGGAUAUCGCUUGUCUUCUACCAGCACAAAAGUAUGAAUGAGCCAAAGCACGGUCUCGCUUUGUGGGAGGCAAAAAUGGCCGAGAAGGCAAGAGAGAAAGAGGAGGAUUGUGAAAAAUACGGUCCAGAUUAUGUGCCUCAGAAAGUGCAUGGCAAAAAAGUCAAGCGGGAGCCCCCUGAACCGCAUGAGAACUUGGAACCAACGUACAUGCGCUUCUUCAAGUCUCUUGCAGAAAGGACUAUGUCGCUCACCACAAACUCCACAGUUACCACAUCUCCAUAUGCCUUUACGCGGGUAACAGGGCCUUACAACAGAUAUAUUUAAAACUUCUUUGUCCAUUACCUCAUUCUGUUAAACUAUUCAGUAAGGUAAUAAUUAUUUUAGCUUCUGGACAGGGAAAGGGCAAGAGACCAUUUUGGUUUUGGUCUUUUUUUAAAAAAAACUCCUCAAUGGGAAAACCUCGGCACACCCGCAAAAGAGGUGAGGUUGCUACCUUGCUUAUUUUGUUAGUGGUCACAGAAAACAUCUGAAGAACUAAAACCAAAGUACCCUAUGCAAAAUUUAGUAAGUAACAUUCUCCAGUUCACAUUCAAAUACUGGUUGAAUACUAGAAAAAUAAUCUGUCUGCAUAAUGUUUAAAUUUUUCCAUCUGUGAUCAUUUAUAAUGAAAUUAAGAAAGAGGGGGCUUUCUUUUUAAAAAAUAGGAAUGCUGUCAUGUUUCAGUGACAUAACUUUCAAAAUUCCACCUGGUGCUUAAUCUAUGAUGUGCUGAAAUACUGGAUAUAUGGCUUUUUAACAUGCAGGGGUUUAUCUUUCCUGUAAUCUUAAUAUUGACUUGAUUUUAUUAACCAGGAUAGCUACAUAUAUAACAUAAUGAAUUCAAAGCAAAACUCUGGAUUUGUUUGGAUAUUCGAAAACAUGGUGCUAUUGUACAAGAAUGGUGUCUAAUGCAGCAGCCGAAGAGUUAUUGAUUUACUAACCAGGAUUAUGUUAACAUUGGAUGCUGCUCUCCUUGAAUGGCUAACAGGACCUUUACAUUACUGCUUAUAUCCAAAUAGCCUGCUGUUUUGGAGGGGGGAAAGUUUUUAAAAUAGGUUGAAUUGUUGUGACCAGAGCUAAGAUCCAACAAAGCUAUAUCUGAGCAGGAAGGGCACAUGUAGCGAAAGACCUCUGUUGACAGUUUGCCAUUGUAGCUGCUCUCAAGGACUUCGAGCAGCAUUUCAGAUUGGAAAUCAAUUUGCCUCUUGAGCAAUAGGAGUUCAUGAGACACAUCAAAACCAUUUAUAAUGGAAGCAAAUGUAGAAUGUUGUUCAUGUGUUGUGUAGGAUUUAAAUGUAUUUCCUCAAACCAGGCCUGUGCUAGCAAAUUACUGCCUUUUCACAACAUUUGGACAGGAGUAUCACAUCUUGAAGUUAUUGUAAGGGUUACUUCCACGCCAAGGUUUGAUAUCCAGAUUGGCGUGGAUUGUUUUGGAGCAUCCUAGCACUUAUUUUUUGGAGGUAUUUCCCAGCUUUGAUGUGAUCUUUUUGGGAAGCAGUUAUAUGCCACUUCCGCACAUGCAGAAUAAUGCACAUUCAAUCCACUUUCACAAUUGUUUGAAAGUGGAUUU
Molecule: messenger RNA, 7540 nt
Organism: Sphaerodactylus townsendi
Lineage: Eukaryota; Metazoa; Chordata; Lepidosauria; Squamata; Sphaerodactylidae
Gene: TET2
Product: tet methylcytosine dioxygenase 2
Exons: 10
Coding region: 370-6255 (1961 amino acids)
Biological process (GO): myeloid cell differentiation; oxidative demethylation; positive regulation of transcription by RNA polymerase II
Cellular component (GO): nucleus
Molecular function (GO): DNA 5-methylcytosine dioxygenase activity
Source: RefSeq, a predicted model, not a curated record